AUGUUCACCAAUUGCAGAGGUGUCACAGUUGAGGAAUCAAUUGUGGAGAACAUUUUCGAGAUCACGAAUGGACAUGCAGGACUCGUCAACAUGUGUGGAAGAGCACUGGAUGAAGUGCUUCUGAGGGAUGGUGAUUCCGUCACUCUUGCUCAAUGGCAGCGAUUUUGCAUCUAUGGACUUCCACAGCGCAUGCAUUCCUACAAAACAGUGGACAGGAUGGCAAAGUCUCUCUUGGUCGACGAUGAGACACAUGGCAAGCACCGCGAAGCACUUCGAAGGUUCAUAAUAUCUUACCCAGAGACACGACUUGCCGAAGGAGAGAGCACCAACUUUCUUCUCUCUGAAGGAUUCCUCGUUCCAGUAUACAAAGAGGACCCCAACAACUUUGAACAAUGUGCUCUUCAGUCCUCUCUUUUGAGGAGCUAUUGCCUGAAGAUCCUCCAUGGUCACUCUCAUCCUAAAGAGAGAUUUCCACUCACUGGCAACCUCAUUGACAUUCCCAAACUCCUUGGCAAUGAUGUUCUUCACUUGUUCUCUGCUGUUGGACGAGACAUCUCAACAAAGAUGUUCAAAGGAGCAGGAAAGGAUCUGAACGGUGUUGUGAUUCCUCACGACUCCCCAGUCCCAUCAGAAUCCUUUUAUCACUUUGAAUUCUUCUCAGUCAUCAAUGCAUGGAUUCGCUCAGACUAUCAAGCUAGGGAGACACUGCGCAUCGCAUCCUCAGUCUCUUCAGGGGCGAACAAGAAGGCUGAUAUGGUAAUCAAAUCAAAGGAUCGAUCAUAUGUCUUGGAGUUCGUGGCAAACACCAAUCAAAAGGACUUUGAGGAGCACUGCAAGAGGACUUCGACAUACCAAUCGUUCUUGGCUGCCAACCAAGCAUGGGUCAUUCACUUCACCCUGUCCGCUCACGACUACACUUUACCAACUGGGGAAUCAAAGGUUGGUGUCAUCACUGUCAGACACUCACCUUCGAUGGACAACUGGAUAAUGGAGGUGACGAGAGAUGCUCAAGAGUUGGUCCUGGACAAUGAUACACAAGCCGAGGACCAACCUAUGGAGCAAUGA
This is a messenger RNA of Acytostelium subglobosum LB1, 1065 nucleotides long. RefSeq lists its product as hypothetical. The coding region runs from base 1 to 1065 and encodes 354 amino acids. Lineage: Eukaryota; Evosea; Eumycetozoa; Acytosteliales; Acytosteliaceae. The transcript has 2 exons. The record is from RefSeq and is a predicted model, not a curated record.